Messenger RNA from Andrographis paniculata, 1896 nucleotides. RefSeq names its product serine hydroxymethyltransferase 2, mitochondrial-like. Gene Ontology annotation, cellular component: cytoplasm. The record is from RefSeq and is a predicted model, not a curated record. Lineage: Eukaryota; Viridiplantae; Streptophyta; Magnoliopsida; Lamiales; Acanthaceae. Gene Ontology annotation, biological process: tetrahydrofolate interconversion; folic acid metabolic process; L-serine catabolic process. The transcript is spliced from 15 exons. The coding region runs from base 108 to 1643 and encodes 511 amino acids. Gene Ontology annotation, molecular function: glycine hydroxymethyltransferase activity; cobalt ion binding; serine binding.
AGUGGAUUUCCGAUCUCUCCACAUCACCCACCAAACAGCACUUUCCUCCGAAUAAAGCUCCCAACCACCGCGGCAGCACGUAACGGCGGCAGAAGCAGAGCCUACCAAUGGCGGCAAUGGCUCUCCGGAAGAUCUCUUUUCUUCGUGUGCGCUCGGUUUCCUCUACUCGCGUGUUCACGUGUUCUCUCUCGAAUCAAGCGGUUAGCCUUAAGGAUGCUUGCAGAGUCACUUGGCCGAAGCAAUUGAACGCGCCUCUGGAAGAGGUAGAUCCGGAGAUUGCCGAUAUAAUAGAGCUUGAGAAAGCACGACAAUGGAAGGGGCUAGAACUGAUACCAUCAGAAAAUUUCACUUCAUCGUCGGUGAUGCAAGCCGUUGGAUCGGUUAUGAUUAAUAAAUACAGUGAAGGAUAUCCUGGUGCUAGAUACUAUGGUGGAAAUGAGUAUAUUGACAUGGCUGAGAGAUUAUGUCAGAAGCGUGCCUUAGAAGCAUUUCAACUAGAUCCUGCAAAAUGGGGAGUAAACGUACAGUCACUGUCUGGGUCUCCUGCCAAUUUUCAAGUUUAUACUGCUCUGCUUAAACCUCAUGAAAGGAUCAUGGCACUUGAUCUUCCUCAUGGUGGCCAUCUAUCACAUGGUUAUCAGACUGAUACAAAAAAGAUUAGUGCUGUGUCUAUAUUUUUUGAGACAAUGCCGUACAGACUGGAUGAGAGCACUGGGUAUAUUGACUAUGAUCAGCUGGAAAAGAGUGCAACACUUUUCAGACCGAAAUUGAUUGUUGCAGGUGCAAGCGCUUAUGCUCGUCUAUAUGAUUAUGCUCGGAUUCGCAAGGUCUGCGACAAGCAAAAAUCUAUCAUGUUGGCAGACAUGGCACACAUUAGUGGGUUGGUUGCAGCUGGCGUCAUUCCCUCACCAUUUGAGUACGCAGAUGUGGUUACAACAACCACUCACAAAUCACUACGUGGGCCACGUGGAGCAAUGAUCUUCUUCAGGAAGGGAGUAAAAGAGAUCAAUAAACAAGGCCAAGAAGUUAUGUAUGACUAUGAAGACAAGAUUAAUCAAUCUGUGUUUCCCGGCCUUCAAGGUGGACCACACAAUCACACGAUAACUGCCUUGGCAGUUGCAUUGAAACAGGCUAUGUCGCCAGAAUACAAAGCAUACCAAGAGCAAGUCCUCCGUAAUUGCUCGCAGUUUGCAGAUACUUUGUUAGAGAAAGGCUAUGACCUUGUAUCUGGUGGGACGGACAACCAUCUUGUCUUGGUGAACCUAAGAAACAAGGGCAUCGAUGGCUCCAGAGUUGAAAAGGUUCUGGAGGCUGUUCAUAUAGCUGCAAAUAAAAACACGGUCCCGGGAGACGUGUCUGCCAUGGUGCCUGGAGGCAUUCGUAUGGGUACACCUGCUCUUACAUCAAGAGGGUUUCUUGAAGAAGAUUUCAUGAAAGUUGCAGCAUUUUUCGAUGAAGCUGUAAAGUUGGCACUUAAAAUAAAAGCCGACGCAAAUGGAACAAAAUUGAAGGACUUUGUAGCAGCCAUGAAGUCGGACACUCAUCAAUCCGCACUGUCGAAGCUGCGAGUUGAGGUUGAGGAAUUUGCGAAACAAUUCCCAACAAUCGGGUUCGAAAAAAGCACAAUGAAAUACAAAGACUGAUAAAAACCACGCCAGGUAUUUUUUAUUUUGCCCACUAAAUUUUGCAUGUUCAAUUUAAAAAAUAAAAAUAAAAAAUUCCUAUGAUCUGAAUAUGGAUGAAAAAAAUAGUUUUCUUGUACUCUCAGUUAUGAAUGUGCUUUUGUUCUUGUUAGCAACUGCAGAAUCCUUUGCCCAUAAACUGUUCUUCAAAUUCAACACAUGAUAUGUUCCAACACAUGAUAUGUUCCGAUUGUCGAAUAGUUGUAGUCUUGUA